AUGCAGGCCAUUAAGUGUGUUGUUGUAGGAGAUGGUGCGGUUGGAAAGACGUGUCUUCUCAUUUCGUACACCACCAAUGCGUUCCCGGUGCUAUUCGAUAACUACUCGGCAAAUGUGAUGGUCGACGGCAAGACCAUCUCUCUGGGUCUUUGGGAUACCGCCGGUCAGGAGGAUUACGACCGUCUCCGUCCCCUCUCCUACCCCCAGACCGACGUCUUCCUCGUCUGCUUCUCCCUCGUCAGCCCGCCCAGUUACGAAAACGUCCGGACCAAGUGGUACCCCGAAAUCUCGCACCAUGCCCCCUCAACGCCCAUAGUCCUUGUUGGCACCAAGUUGGAUUUGCGUGAAGACCCCACCACGAUUGAGAAGCUCCGGGACCGUCGGAUGGCGCCCAUCCAGUACACCCAGGGUGUGGAUAUGGCCAGGCAGAUUGGUGCCGUGAAGUACCUGGAGUGUUCUGCGCUGACCCAGAAAGGCCUGAAGACCGUCUUCGACGAGGCUAUCCGUGCCGUCCUCAACCCGCCCCCUGCGCCCAUGAGGAAGGGGAAGCAAGGCGGCAGCAAGUGCAUCAUCGCUUGA
Molecule: messenger RNA, 579 nt
Organism: Epithele typhae
Lineage: Eukaryota; Fungi; Basidiomycota; Agaricomycetes; Polyporales; Epitheliaceae
Product: small GTPase rac1p
Exons: 7
Coding region: 1-579 (192 amino acids)
Biological process (GO): small GTPase-mediated signal transduction; actin filament organization; regulation of cell shape
Cellular component (GO): cytoplasmic vesicle; cell projection; cell cortex
Molecular function (GO): protein kinase binding; GTP binding; GTPase activity
Source: RefSeq, a predicted model, not a curated record